Miscanthus lutarioriparius is the source of this 213-nucleotide messenger RNA. NCBI's taxonomy places the organism in Eukaryota, Viridiplantae, Streptophyta, Magnoliopsida, Poales, Poaceae. The record is from the annotation of a GenBank genome assembly.
AUGGUGAUCUCCUUGGUGAACUGGCAGAACGCAACGCAGCAGGAGCAGUUCACGGCGCGGCUCGGCACACUUAUGGGCAAGGUCACUGAGAGGGCGGCGUACGCAUCCCUGUGGAUGUUCGCGGUCAGCUUGGCCACGGUGACACCCUUCGUGAACAUCUACAGCAAGGCGCAGUGCACGCGGGGCCUCUCAGGCGACGACUGCAACCGCUGA